Molecule: messenger RNA, 2927 nt
Organism: Polyodon spathula (Mississippi paddlefish)
Lineage: Eukaryota; Metazoa; Chordata; Actinopteri; Acipenseriformes; Polyodontidae
Gene: slc7a5
Product: solute carrier family 7 member 5
Exons: 10
Coding region: 987-2546 (519 amino acids)
Biological process (GO): amino acid transmembrane transport; neutral amino acid transport
Cellular component (GO): membrane
Molecular function (GO): L-amino acid transmembrane transporter activity; neutral L-amino acid transmembrane transporter activity
Source: RefSeq, a predicted model, not a curated record
GUAUGUAAGACAUAUAUAAUUACAGGAAAGCAUGUUAGAGGCAAAUAGAAAAUUCAUAAGUUAUGGGCUCUGUUUAAGAGAGCACCUGUGUUAAGAGGCCACUAUUAGACUGUACCUUGAGUGAUCUCUUAAUACAGGUUUGACUGUGUGUGUGUGUGUAAAAGGGAAAAUGAUGCACAAGCAUUUAAGUUCAGCCUUCCAAAAAUGCAGACUGCACGGAAGGGUCUGGGAGAAUGUAACACAGUACAAUGUGUGUAAACUUGAAUGAUGGUAAGGUCUUGAUGGCUGUCAGGUUUCUUUUACGUUCCUCUAGUUUUAGCAGUGGGACAAAGUCCUGUCACUCUGUGACCCAAGGAUGAACAACAAUGUCAAAACUUGCAGUACAGUAGUAGGGUUUAAAUAAAAUCUCCAAUCGCUCCUAAAAAACUGAUAUUUCCAACACUGAAUUUCCCAAGCACUUAUCAACUUGGUUCUGGACACCAGAUGGCGCAGCGCCCAUUUCCAUUCCAUUGUUUGUCGGGCUCGUUUUUGGCCUUUAAUCAUAGUUUCAUUUUACAAUGUAUAUUAACUCUUUCAGUGCAGACUGAUGACUGAAAUGUUUUGCAACUUCAAAAAACUGUUUCUAGGCAACGCGAUGACUGUCUGAACGAAAUGACACCUGCAACGUUGUUCCAAACCCUGUUUUUUUGAGCCAGUUGUCAUUGGUCCUCAAGGGAUUAAAGCGCGCGCAUGUAAAUCUUUUUUUGGGGGGGGGGGGGGGGGGGGAGUGUUGCAGUGACGCUUUGGGCAUAAAAAGGAGGAGGAAACAACGAUGCUUAGCCUAAACUGAUAAUAAAGCGUAGCAUAUAAUCGUACCCAAACAUUUAGCACUGUGCGUUCACUACAGAGUGUUGCGUGUGUUUAGAGCUGGGCAUCCCAUCUUUCUGUUCGGAGACGCUUGAUUUUAAAAUAAUAAUAAUCGAACAUUCCGUAUAUCAGCGUAAGCAAUGCCCAGUUUAAAAAAACGAAAUUCGAAUUCGUCUGCGCACCGGGCAGAGGAGGAUAGCGAGGCGAUUGAAAAGAUGCAGGGUUCUGUUCCAGGGGUACCCGGUUCCCUGAACCGAGAGGGCUCGUCUGGGAGCCCAGACAAAGAUGUCAGCGAGGGGGACGGAGUCGCCCUAAAAAGAACCAUAACACUUGUCAAUGGCGUUGCCAUAAUUGUCGGCACCAUCAUCGGUUCUGGGAUCUUCGUAACCCCCACGGGGGUGAUCAAGGAGGCCGGCUCUGUGGGGUUAGCCCUUAUCAUCUGGGCUGUCUGCGGUGUCUUCUCCACUAUCGGGGCGUUGUGCUACGCUGAACUGGGAACAACCAUCUCUAAAUCCGGCGGCGAUUAUGCUUACAUUCUGGAGGUCUACGGGUCCCUGCCAGCCUUUCUAAAGCUGUGGAUCGAGCUGCUCAUUAUCCGCCCCUCUUCGCAGUACAUCGUGGCUUUCGUGUUUGCCACCUACCUCCUCAAACCCAUCUUCCCGGACUGUCCGGUACCAGAUUCUGGAGCCAAACUUGUGGCUUGUCUCUGUAUACUGGUGCUGACAGCGGUGAACUGUUACAGUGUGAAGGCAGCUACCCGUGUUCAGGAUGCCUUUGCCGCGGCCAAACUGCUCGCCCUUGGGAUCAUCAUCAUUAUCGGCUUUGUUCAGAUCGGCAAAGGUGACACUGAAUACCUUUUGCCAGAGAAUUCCUUCAAAGACACCAACACUGAUAUUGGGAAGAUCGGCCUGGCUCUCUACAGUGGACUUUUUGCUUAUGGAGGCUGGAAUUACUUGAACUUUGUCACAGAAGAAAUGAUUGAACCUUUCAAAAACCUGCCCCGUGCCAUCAUCAUCUCCUUGCCAAUAGUGACCCUGGUCUACGUGCUCACCAACCUGGCCUACUUCACUACCCUUAGCCCCCAGCAAAUGCUCACUUCAGAGGCUGUUGCCGUGGACUUUGGGAACUAUCACCUGGGAGUCAUGGCCUGGAUCAUCCCUGUGUUUGUGGGUCUGUCCUGUUUCGGCUCUGUGAACGGUUCUCUCUUCACCUCCUCCAGGUUGUUCUUUGUUGGUUCACGAGAGGGACAUCUGCCCAGCCUUUUGUCCAUGAUUCACCCUACCUUGCUCACUCCACUGCCCUCCCUGAUAUUUACAUGUCUAAUGACUGUCCUGUACGCCUUCUCCAACGACAUCUUCUCAGUCAUCAACUUCUUCAGCUUCUUCAACUGGCUGUGCAUCGCCAUGGCAAUCAUCGGGAUGAUGUGGCUCAGAUACAAGAAGCCGGAGCUGGAGAGACCCAUCAAGGUCAAUAUCCUGCUGCCGAUGUCCUUCGUCCUGGCUUGUGUGUUCCUGAUCAUCGUGUCCAUUUGUAUGACUCCAGUGGAGUGUGCCAUUGGCUUUGCCAUCAUCCUGUCGGGGGUUCCUGUUUACUAUUUUGGAGUGUGGUGGACAAACAAGCCCAAGUGGGUGCUCUCUGGCAUCUAUUCUUCAACCGUUUUAUGCCAGAAGGUCCUGGAGGUGGUGCCUCAGCAGUCGUGAGGUGGAGCAGCUGUCCUUUCAGCCCUGCACACAAUGACUGUCCUGCUACUCACUCAUGAAAUGAACACUGGACACUGGCAACCAACCAUGGAACCAACCGCUGCACCUGCGUACCUCAAACUGAAUAGGGCAUAUGAGUUGUGUGCAGGAGGGGAUGCAGCUGAGACUGGGGAGGGGGAGGGAAGGUGGGCUAUUUUAAUUUGCAUACAACAGGGUUUUUAUGUGUAGCAUAUUUUUUGCUGUGCUUUUAGAUGGAAGUAGUUUACCUCCAUUCUUUGUAUUUAUUUUUUAACUUUGUUGCAAAAUUCUAUUUUAAACCUAAAUUUUAAUGCUGGUGAUACCCAUGUGCCUGCAGUGUCAUUUAGUCUAAAACCGUUUUGA